Spinacia oleracea (spinach) is the source of this 3483-nucleotide messenger RNA. RefSeq lists its product as uncharacterized. The transcript is spliced from 4 exons. The coding region runs from base 1 to 3483 and encodes 1160 amino acids. The record is from RefSeq and is a predicted model, not a curated record. Lineage: Eukaryota; Viridiplantae; Streptophyta; Magnoliopsida; Caryophyllales; Amaranthaceae.
AUGUGGGCAGAAUAUUCAUACAAUACCUCAUUCCAUAUGUCAACGGGAAUGACUCCUCUCAAGAUUAUAUAUGGCAGGGAUCCGCCAAAAUUGUGGCGCAUAGGAGCUGGCCAUACAACAGUGGGCAGUUUAGAGGAUAUGUUACAAGUGCGGGAUUACAUCUUAGAUGAGCUGAAGGUUAACUUGCUCAGGGCACAGCAGAUCAUGAAGCACCAUGCUGAUAACCGAAGAAGAGAUGAGCAAUUUGAAGUGGGGGAUGCAGUGUUCUUGAAGCUCCAACCCUAUCGGCAGAAAUCAUUGGCCAAGAACAUGGAUACUAGUUGGAUUGAUUUACGAAAAGGGACUGCCGGUUAUUAUAAUGGUUGCAUAAAAUUUUUAGAGGUUGCUAAGGAGACUCUUUUAGAGGGAAUGACUCGAUGCCCAUGUAAUAAAUGCAAGUUGAAUAACUCAUAUCCCUUAGAAGAGGUAGGAGGACACAUUUUAUUUUACGGUUUUUAUAAGAACUAUAGACAAUGGGUUUUCCAUUGUAAAGAUGAAGAGAGUAAUACCAUAGAGAUCCCUAGUGAUCAAGCAAAGGUAGUAGGUCGAGAUGAUAUUGAUGGGUUAUUAGCAGCAACUUUUAGGGUUGACAAUACUGCACAACCCACCAACGAAUCCCAAGACCCAUCAUUAAGUGAAGCAAAUUUUGAAGAUGAAGAUCCGUAUAACAUGCAUGAAGAGUUAAAUUUUGAUCCUGAGGAAGAUGAUGAGUUUCCAUCAACCAACACCAAUGAAGAAGAGGCAAAAUAUAAACGACUAAGGGAAGCUUCUGAUGAGGGUUUAUACGAGGGGUGUACUACUUUCUCAAAAUUGUCAUUUCUAUUGCACUUGUUUCACCUCAAGUGUAUGUUUCAUUGGUCAGCUGCGUCAUUUAAUAAGUUGCUUGAGCUUCUAUUAGACGCAUUUCCUAUUAUUAUGGAGUUUCCGUCAUCGUAUUAUGAAGGCAUGAAGAUAAUAAAGGAUUUGGGAUUGAGUUACGAGAAAAUCCAUGCAUGUCCAAAUGAUUGCAUUUUAUAUUGGGGUGAAUUUGCAGAAAAAAAUGAGUGUCAUAUCUGUCACACAUCAAGGUGGAGAAAUGUGAACGGAAAUGAGGGUGAUACAAGUGAGAAUGUUAUAAAAACACGUAAGAAGGGCGUUCCAGCUAAAGUAAUGCGGUAUUUUCCUCUCAUCCCUAGACUAAAGAGGCUUUACAUGUCAUCUAAAACAGCAGAGGACAUGAGAUGGCAUUUUGACCGCAAGGAUGAAAAGAUCAUAAGUCACCCGGCAGAUGGUGAAGCUUGGAAAAAAUUUGAUCAAAGAUAUGAGGAAUUUGCCAAAGACCCUCGUAGUGUAAGAUUGGGUCUAGCAAGUGAUGGUUUUAAUCCAUAUCGUUUGAUGAAUACUAGUUACAGUACAUGGCCAGUGAUCCUAAUUCCUUAUAAUUUGCCACCAUGGCUUUGUAUGAAGUCAACGUCAUUCAUUUUGUCUUUGAUCAUCCCUGGUAAGUCUGGUCCCGGUAUGGAUAUUGAUGUGUACUUGCAACCACUAAUCCAUGAGCUAAAAUUGUUGUGGGAAGGUGUAGAUGCCUUUGAUGCUCAUAGCGGAAAAAGUUUCAAAAUGCGAGCAGCUUUGCACUCCACUAUAAAUGACUUUCCAGCAUAUGCUAUGUUGUCGGGUUGGAGUACAAAAGGUUAUAAAGCUUGCCCUUCUUGUGCCGAUUCUGGUUGUGCGUAUAGUUUUGGUGGUAAAAUUGUCUACCCUGUAGCUCGAAAAUGGUUACCAGCUGAUCAUCCUUAUCGUUCUCAAGCCAACUUAUUUGAUGGGAAAGAGGAACAUGGUUUUGCUCCUGUUCCUUUAAGCGGGACAGAAAUUCUGAAGCAACAAGAAAGAGUUAAGUAUGUUUAUGGAAAGUCAAAAAUUGUUUCUAAAAAAAGAGGGAGACUAGACAAUGAUGAAAUUGAAGAAGAUGAUGAUGGUCAAGAUGAUGUUGAUAAGGUUCUAUGGAAAAAGGAAAGUAAACUUUUUGAAUUAGAAUAUUGGGAAUAUAAUCCUCUUAGACAUAAUUUAGAUGUUAUGCACAUUGAGAAGAAUGUAUGCGACAAUUUCUUAGGAACUCUUUUAGAUAUGGAGAAGAGUAGAGAUGAUAAGAAUGCUAGGUUGGCCCUUCAAGCACGGAACAUAAAAUCUCAUCUUUGGCCUCAAUCUCAUCCAAAUCGUGUUAAGGACUAUUUGCCCUCGGCUGCAUACACCAUGUCUAAAGAAGAGAAAGAACGGUUUUUAAAUGUCCUACAAAAGCUUAAAGUUCCUGAUGGAUAUGGAUCUAAUUUGCAAAAGUGUGUGAAUAUGAAGCAGCGUAAACUUAUUAAUCUGAAAAGCCAUGACAAUCAUGUCCUUAUGCAGGAUAUCCUUCCUGUUGCUUUAAGGGCAUCGAAUGCCACAAAAGUAAUUGAUUUGCUUGAUGAAUUGUCAGACUUUUUCAAGAAGAUAUGCUCAACUUCUAUUGAUAGAAAUGAAUUAGACACCAUUCAGUCAAAGCUUGUGUUGACUCUUUGUAAGAUGGAGAAAGAGUUUCUGCCAACAUUUUUCACAAUCAUGGUGCAUCUACUAAUUCAUUUAGUGGAUGAGGUCAAACUCGGCGGACCUGUUCACUAUAGGUGGAUGUAUCCCAUUGAGAGGUACUUGGCCUUUUUGAAAUCUCAUGUAAGCAAUAAAGCGAAACCAGAAGGAUCUAUAGCAGAAGGGUACCUUUUAUGGGAGACGAUUGCAUUUUGUUCGAGAUACUUAGAAAGUGUUGAGACCAUAUUAACCAGACCCAAGAGGAACGAAGAUGGUGUUCCAGACAUCAAUAACUAUUUAUACUACUCAGGUGGUCGUGUAGUUGGGAUGAAAGAAAAUGUCCGUCUGGAUGACAAAAGUUUAAAGCAAGCACAUCGCUAUGUUUUGCUUCAUUCAGAUGAGAUGAAACCGGCAAAUAACCUAGAUGAUAGCACAAAAGAAGGGAAAUUGAGAAAAGCCUUGGCCGGUGGUUUAAGCAAUCGCAGCAAAAGGAUGAAAAGCGUUAUUAUUAAUGGCUAUAAAUUUGACACCGUGGAUCGUGAGAGAUCUCGAAAGACACAAAAUUCUGGAAUUAUGGUAGAAGCUGAAGGCCAAGAGUAUUAUGGAAAGCUUAAAGAAAUAUUAGAACUUGAUUAUUAUGGUUCUUUCAAGGUUCUAAUGUUCCGUUGUGAUUGGGCUGAUAUACGUAGGGGUUUCAAAACAUACCCGAGUGGCAGAGUUCGUGUCAAUUUCUCGAAGUUGAUGCACACUGGUCAAAAUCUGGAAGAUGAUCCAUUCAUUUUCUCUUCUCAAGCAAAACAAGUUUUUUACAUUGAGGAUGAGAUACAAAAAGGAUGGUUUCAUGUUAUUAAGACUAAGCCUAGGGACUUGUUUGAUAUACCCGACGAUGAUGAUAAUGAUGAUGAGUAG